AUGCCACUCACACAGAAUCCAUUAAAUGAAGCAAUCAAUACAGUGCAAAUAGAUGAAGAUCAAAUGACAGAAAUGAUUUGGUUUAAAAGUUCAAUAGUUAAAAUUUUAUUAUUUGUACUUGGAGCAAUUUUACUAUGUUCAAUUGUGUUAAUACUUUUAGCUACAGCAUUAACACAUACAGCAUGGUUUCUUCGAAGAAGGCGUUCUAUUCAUAAACGGUUAGAUUCAUCAAAUAGAUCAAAAUUAGAAAUGAAAGAUUAUAUCUUACAUUAUUUCUGUUUUGCUGUUGAAGCACUUGCAAUAAAUUCUGUAGAUGAUAGUGGAACUUCGUUGAAACAUACAAAAUUUUUUGGUUACAAACAAAGUGAAAAAUCCUAUGAACCACCGUCAUUACCGUUACGAUUUCAACCCGAAAAACUAUAUGGAACGACAACAAUAUUGCACAAAGAUAGAAGUCGAAAAGGAAGUUGUAUUAAUUUACCAUCUUACCCACAAGAAAAUCAAUUUCGAAAAAAGUCUAUGCUUGAUAGUUUUGUAUUUUCUGAUCAGAGAUGUUCUAAGCCAUUGGAUUCAAAUAGCUUAUCAAGAAGCAACCUCUCUAUCCAUCACUCUCACUUGGCCGGUAGUGAGAAAAAUUCCUGUGAAUUAAUCAAGUCAGUAAUGGCUUCGAAGUUGGAACCACAGGAUAUUCCCCAACAUUUUUCAAGUUUGUCUAAUCAAUCUUCUUUUGAUCGAAAUAGUAGUCGUAAAACAUCAGUAUCAACUGAUGACACAAAAUGCUAUGUUCCAAAUGAAGGGGAUAUAUGUCUUGCUGUCCCCAUAGUUACACGUAGGGCUUCAGCAACGGACUAUGAGCUUCUCGAUAACCGUUUAGGUAAAUCUAAAAGAUUGUUAGAUACUCCGAUAUCCAUAACUGUGACUGACACUCAAGCUGAGCUAGAUGGUAACUUAACCUUAAAAAAUGAUGAUAUACAUGCGUUGAGUACUCCAGGGUUAUUUAUAGAAGACCAGAAGUUUACUCGUCGAAACAGCUUUCUGUCUUAUUCUACAGCUGUCGGGAUCAAAGGCAAAGAGGAUCAAGAACCCACGGAUGAUGAUAAACAUUUUCAUUCAAACAAAAUAGAAAUUUCUUCUUCAUUUUGCAGUGGUCUACAAAGAAACGAGUCUAUAUCAUUAGAUACGGAUACUGAUAAACAGAAAGUUAUGUAUAAACGACUUCCACCUGUUAUCACUUAUGACUGGAUCAAAUUCCCUGCUGGGAUUAUGGCUAUUGGUGUAAAGUAUUCUUCACAUGUUAGUAGUAAUCAAGAUCAAAUCUUAGUCACAAUGCACACAGGUAAAAAUCUGCUAUCUCCUCGUUUAUGGCAUAAAACAAUAUUUUUUGUUUACUGUACUAUAUCUAAUAAAGAAAUUUCCCAAACAUUCACUGUUCACAGUAAGGAAACCGAAUUCGGUUGUCCACAGUUUGUAAAUCAUAAUCAAAUUUCAAUGAAUAUACCAGUAAGAAGAUGUUCAAUAUUAACUGGAGCACAUGAUAUUGAAGCACCAAAAAUACAUAUAAAAUUGAAAAUUUUCGAAUCCAUUCCUAAGUGGUCUGGUGACAAAGAAUAUUAUCACGGAUCUUGUAGUAUGUCAACAGAAGAACUUUCGAACGGUCAAAAGGAAUUUGAACACAUUGGUUGGUGUCUAGUUGAAGAAGCUUAUCCAGCAAUUCGCUUAUCAGGUGAUAUGUUAAUUUCAAUAUGUCGUAAUCAAAGCAAAGGAUUUGUUAAUAUUCGAAUACAUGAAAUAAGAAAUUUACAAUUUCUUUCAUAUGGAAGAUGGAGAAUUGAAAACUUGAACGAUAUGUUAAAUAAUAGAUCUUAUGAAAUGACAGUAUAUACCUGUUUGAUUAAUGCUGGUCACAUGAUUAAGUCAAUCAAAGCAACAACAAUCCAUCAUCCUUCUCGAAGGACUUCAAAACAUAUUGAAACAGAUGUAAACAACUCAACAGAAAACAAGUUAUGUGAAGCAAAAACUACUGAGACAAAAUCUAACAAUUUCACACUGGUUGAUUGUUUUGUUCACUUUAGUCUACCUACAGUGAAAAAAUCUGUUGGUAGACAUUUAGCAGUUAAACAUGGUAUAACGAUAUACGUAAAAGGUAAACUACCAAUUUCAGAUUUAAUACCUUAUGAAUGCUUGAAUCAACUUAAACAAAUGUCAAUUACUAGUACACGUUUAUUAAAUGCUAUUGGUGAAUGCCACUUUGGUGAUUAUGGCUUCCAGAAUGAUUCAAUUAAGGAUUUUAACAGACCACCUUCAUGUCAUUCUAGUCAAGGCUUUUCAUUUUGGAAUGAUGCAGGCUCGCGUAAUGGAACCCGCAUAUACCAGUGGUUACGUAUUGAAUGA
Schistosoma spindalis is the source of this 2391-nucleotide messenger RNA. The record is from the annotation of a GenBank genome assembly. NCBI's taxonomy places the organism in Eukaryota, Metazoa, Platyhelminthes, Trematoda, Strigeidida, Schistosomatidae.